Aspergillus oryzae RIB40 is the source of this 1503-nucleotide messenger RNA. RefSeq names its product dolichyl-diphosphooligosaccharide--protein glycotransferase subunit OST1. Lineage: Eukaryota; Fungi; Ascomycota; Eurotiomycetes; Eurotiales; Aspergillaceae. Gene Ontology annotation, cellular component: membrane; oligosaccharyltransferase complex. The transcript has 3 exons. Bases 1 to 1503 code for a protein of 500 amino acids. The record is from RefSeq and is a predicted model, not a curated record.
AUGAGGCCGAUUACAGCAUUCACCGCGCUCUGUGGGUUUCUCCUGUCAAGCAGCAGCUUAGUAUGCGCCGAAUCCUCGGCGGGGACCCAUUCCUCCUUUCAGCCUCCCCAGACAUUCAAAAAUGUAAAUUUGGUCCGGAAUACCAACUUGGAGAAAGGUUAUGCUCGGGAGACUGUCAACGUGGUGGUGGAGAACGUGGAUAAAGAACCGCAGAGCACCUACUACUUAGCCUUCCCAUCGGAGGUAUUCGACAAGGUCGGAGGAUUGGAGGUGAGAGACAGAAAGGCGCCGGAGAAGGGGCCUUUCGAUGUAGAUGUAUUGUCUGUCGAUUCGCCCAGUGACACCAAAUACUUUGCCAUUGACCUUCCCGAACCUCUUGCGCCCAAGUCGCAGGUUACUUUAGGAAUUUCUUACUACCUCCUCUCCUCCCUGAGCCCGCGUCCUGCCGCUAUCAACCAGGCUGAUAAACAGUACCUCACUUACUCGUUUUCUGCCUAUAUCCACUCAGCCUACCCAACUGUGACCCAAAAGACGAAAUUGAAGCUUCCUAGCACCAAUGUUCCUGACUAUACCACUACCUCUGGCCUCAAGCCAGGCUCGGAUCCUGAGCGUCAAGGCACAACUUACACUUACGGCCCUUAUGACACGACCGAGGUUACCCCCGGUACUGCCUAUCCGAUUACCAUCCGUUAUGAGUUUACCAAGCCGGUAAUCACGGCCUCGCUGCUGGAAAGAGACUUGGAGGUGUCUCACUGGGGUGGAAACCUGGCAACAGAAGAGCGCUACUGGCUUCGCAACAACGGCUCUAACCUCGUGAAUCAAUUCUCGCGCGUUGAGUGGACACUCUCUAACUUCCAGCAACUGCCUUCUUCCGCCAUCCGUGAACUUAAGUAUCCGCUGAAACCCGGCUCGGUGGACCCCUACUUCAUUGAUGACAUCGGUAAUGUCUCCACCAGCCGCUAUCGUCCUGGCAAGCCUCCCAAGCGUGAUGCAUCAUUAGAACUUCGCCCCCGGUAUCCUGUGUUCGGUGGCUGGAACUACAGCUUCCGUAUUGGUUGGAACAACGAGCUCUCUACCUUCCUUCGCCGGGUCGCCGGUGCCGAUUCGUAUGUGCUCAAGGUUCCUUUCAUCGAGGGACCCAAGGUACCUGAAGGUGUUCAGUAUGAGAGGGUUGUUGUUCGUGUCAUUCUACCCGAGGGAGCCCGUAACGUCCGGUACGAGACGAUUAAGACUGCCUCCAACAAUGGUCUUCCCCCUGCCGAUCAGAUAAAGUCCCACGUGUCUCCCCACAAGACCUUCAUGGACACAUUGGGGCGUACCGCAUUGACCCUGACUGUAGAGAAUUUGUCCGAUGAGGCUCGUGAUUCUCAGUUGGUGGUUACCUAUGAUUAUUCCUUCUGGGAUGGAAUGCGCAAACCCGUGACCAUAACCACUGGAUUGCUGACUGUGUUCGCCGCCGUAUGGGCGAUUGGGAACAUUGACGUGAGCAUCAAGAAACGAUAG